This is a messenger RNA of Penaeus chinensis, 1473 nucleotides long. RefSeq names its product venom protein 302-like. NCBI's taxonomy places the organism in Eukaryota, Metazoa, Arthropoda, Malacostraca, Decapoda, Penaeidae. The record is from RefSeq and is a predicted model, not a curated record. The transcript is spliced from 5 exons. Gene Ontology annotation, cellular component: extracellular region. Bases 228 to 506 code for a protein of 92 amino acids.
UGCGUGCUGAGAGAGUCUUAGUUGUGUACUCGGCCAAGGCUGCACUCCGGAGAAGAUUGCUGAACUGCAAUGCCCACUUGGAACUUUUACGGGCCCGUGCCGGAAUUGCAAAUGCGCCAAGGACAGGCCCGCGGGAGGCGCACUGGAAGGUCCCCGCCGCUAACGCAGCACACAGGACGCGACUGCGACGCCAGACGGAACGGACAACAGUGGUGCCGAAAUUUACGAUGAAGGCUGCUUUGUAUCUUGCCGUGUGCCUCGCUUGCUGCAUUUUGGGCACAGAAAGCCUUAGUUGUCAUCCAGUAGGUCAAGGCUGCACUCCAGAGGAUGUAGCUGAACUGCAAUGCCCCGUGGGAACUGUAGCCAAUCAGUGCGGAAACUGUGAAUGCGCCAGGGCCCUGGGAGAAGAGUGUGGCGGUCCGUGGGAUAUGCUGGGCCAGUGCGCCUCGGGUCUGACGUGCAGGAGGAACGAUGACCAUUUUCAGUCCUCGGGAAAUUGUGUCUAAGCCGAUGCUGAAGAAGAGACGAGAGAGAAAGAAAUACUGGACAAGAAAAAUAAUGAAAGAAAUGGGACGGACGAGUUGAAUCCCCGGGAAACUGUUUUGAAAAAAAAAAAAAGAAGAAAAUAAAGGGAUGAAAAGGGAUGGAAUAUUGAUGAUAAUAAUAAUAAUAAUGAUGAUGAUAAUAAAGGAUCGUUGCAGUUGUACGAUUAUUUUUUUCUUUGAAUUGAAUUGUAAAAUUUGCUUAAUGGACUGAUCGUGGCAACCUUUAGUUAAUCAACACAUUUUGAUAAAUGUGAAUGGAUAUUAUUAUAAAGAAAUCAAAUUGGUAAUGAUAUAAUAAGGGUGGUAAUAACAGUAGUAAAUGUAAUCAUAUAAUAAUAACUAUGUAAUUUUAAAUGUGCAAAUUCAAUAGUAAAGGUAAUGGUGAAUAAAGUGGUAGAAAUGAUAAUGAUAAUGCAAACUGUAAUAAAGGGAACUGAUAACUAAGCCACAAUAAUAGCACUCAAAACAUAAUAACAUCAAUAACGGUGAUAACAUUAUAGAUCAUAAUUCAACAGAAGUCAAAAUGUCAAGUGUUUAUGUAGAUUGCAUUUUUCAUUAAUAUAGCUAUGGUAAUUCAAUAUCCAUUAAUACUCUUGUUUUCUAUUUUAUACAUGUUUUCCUUUUUUCUUCUUUUACAUAAAUGUUUAUAUUCGUUCUCCCUCGACUUCUUCUUCUUCUUCUUCUUCUUCGUCUUCUUCUUCUUUCUUACAUUUCUUUGGCGAUACCGUGGUGCUAGUGUUAAUUACGUGUAUUAUGUUGCUGCCUUUUUUCUUCUUUUUUUUUUUGCAGUGUUAGUGACAUCUGAAGACAAAUAUGCAAGGCUGACCUAGCAAUCGGGAUUUACGCCUGAUUAUUCCUCUUUGUUCUGUACCGUAUUUGGUGAUGGGUUGUGAUUUUUAGUUGAAUAAACUGGAAGCAAGUUAAAAAA